AUGAGGGGUCAAGUAUGGUUAACACAGGCUCCAAUAAUUGUCUAUAUAAACUUUUGUAUCGACAACUGGACACUCAGUCUUGUCUUGAUCGAUUCUGAACAUACGCUUUUGACUACGGUUUAGCUUUUCAUAUCAAACACAAUGUUCAAGUUUGUUACUGUGUUGGUUGUUGCCAUUUUGGUGAUCCAGGGCGCUGUAGAUGCCAAACCUAAGGCCAAAUCCCAGGAGCACUCGCAACUACAGGAACUGGCUGCUAACGCCCAGACAGUGGUCAAGGAUGUAACAGACACCCUCUCAGGCCAAUUGCCUGAUUCAAAGAAAGUGGUUGACACCUUGAACAGCAAUGCUCAAACCCUUGCCAACAGCGUGCAGGACGUCGUCGACAAGCUCAAGUCUGAGGUCGCCAAUCAUCAAGGAGACAUUGAGAGCGUCUUGAAACAAGUAUCCGAGAAACUGUCUGAAACUAAAACCAACCUUCAGAAAGCUCUGGGACCUGAGGGACAAAAGAAGGCUAAUGAAAUCAAAACCGAUCUGGACAAAGGACUCAAAGAAGCCGUCGCCCAGGUUGAAAAACUCACCAAAGCCAUUGAACCCGAAGCAAAUAAAGUAAAGGAGGACGUAACGAAGGCAGCCAAGAACUUCUUGGACCAGAUCGUUGAAGUAAGCAAAAACUUACAGAAACAACUGGAAACUGCCGGUAAAGCCUAAGAAGAUAUCGUGUGAAUGAUUACUGAGCAACCAAAGUAUUUUUUAUAAUUUAUUUCUUUUGUAAAUUUCUUCGUAUCUCCAGAAACUGCAAUAUUGCAAAAUAUAUGUUAAGAGUACAAAAAUGUAGCACUAGUGAUCAUCAAGAAUACAUAUACUUCAACACGAAUGAUUGCUGUUUAAUUCCUCUCGAUGACUGUGUGACAUAGCUUUUCAUAAAGUAACAAAAGAUGCUAUUGUUAUGGGAUCAAAUCAGCUAAGAUAAUUUCAGAAUGGUGGCACAUCCGGUUGUAUGGGGAGUAGAUGCCAACAUAAAAUAGACAGUUAAAUAGUCGUAUUUAAUGGAGUAAAUAAUUCUCAAAACAGUAAAAUACUAACUGAUCCAAAGAACAGGCGAAGUCUAUCCCAGGUUUACUCUAACUUAGCCUGCUAAUCAGAUGAUAUAUUAACAUUAAAUGCAAAUUAAGAAUGCUUAACACUAACUAGACUACACGGAAUGUGAAUGUCUUAUUUUUACAGUCAAUACAAAAACAAAAGAAAUAACAUACAAUAACCUCAUGCAACAAUCAAUC
Acanthoscelides obtectus is the source of this 1277-nucleotide messenger RNA. The record is from the annotation of a GenBank genome assembly. Lineage: Eukaryota; Metazoa; Arthropoda; Insecta; Coleoptera; Chrysomelidae.